Emys orbicularis (European pond turtle) is the source of this 2974-nucleotide messenger RNA. RefSeq names its product adaptor related protein complex 1 subunit beta 1 (gene AP1B1). The transcript has 23 exons. Gene Ontology annotation, cellular component: clathrin adaptor complex; membrane coat. Gene Ontology annotation, biological process: intracellular protein transport; vesicle-mediated transport. The record is from RefSeq and is a predicted model, not a curated record. Lineage: Eukaryota; Metazoa; Chordata; Testudines; Emydidae. Bases 105 to 2951 code for a protein of 948 amino acids. Gene Ontology annotation, molecular function: clathrin binding.
GGCCAGUGGCAGCUGCAGAGAUCGAGGUCCGGGCAGCGCGGAGGAAGCGGUCGGAGCCGGAGAACAGAACCACGAUUGAGACGCACUGCAAACCAGGGGCCAAAAUGACAGACUCCAAGUACUUCACCACCACAAAGAAAGGGGAGAUCUUUGAGUUGAAGGCAGAGUUGAACAGCGACAAGAAGGAGAAGAAGAAAGAGGCUGUGAAGAAGGUGAUCGCAUCCAUGACCGUUGGCAAAGAUGUCAGUGCGCUCUUCCCAGAUGUUGUGAACUGUAUGCAGACCGAUAACCUAGAGCUGAAGAAGCUGGUCUACCUGUACCUGAUGAAUUAUGCCAAGAGCCAGCCAGACAUGGCCAUUAUGGCUGUCAACACCUUCGUAAAGGACUGUGAGGAUCCCAACCCUCUGAUCCGGGCUCUGGCUGUGCGGACAAUGGGCUGCAUCCGGGUGGAUAAGAUAACCGAGUAUCUCUGUGAGCCCCUGAGGAAGUGUCUGAAGGACGAGGACCCUUACGUGCGUAAGACAGCAGCAGUCUGCGUGGCAAAGCUUCACGACAUCAAUGCCCAGCUUGUGGAGGACCAAGGUUUCCUGGACACAUUGAAGGACCUCAUCUCGGAUUCCAACCCUAUGGUGGUGGCUAAUGCGGUAGCAGCCCUUUCGGAAAUAGCAGAGUCUCACCCAAGCAGUAACCUGCUGGACCUGAACCCCCAGUCUAUUAACAAGCUGCUGACUGCCCUGAAUGAGUGCACGGAGUGGGGCCAGAUCUUCAUCCUGGACUGUCUGGCUAACUACAUGCCCAAGGAUGACCGGGAGGCCCAGAGCAUCUGUGAACGGGUGACGCCCCGGCUGUCCCAUGCCAACUCUGCCGUGGUCCUGUCAGCAGUGAAAGUGCUGAUGAAGUUCAUGGAGAUGCUGUCGAAGGACCUGGAUUAUUAUGGCACCCUGCUGAAGAAAUUGGCUCCUCCUCUGGUCACACUGCUCUCGGCAGAGCCUGAGCUGCAGUAUGUGGCUCUCCGCAACAUCAACCUCAUCGUGCAGAAGAGGCCUGAAAUCCUGAAGCAUGAGAUGAAAGUGUUUUUUGUGAAGUACAAUGACCCCAUCUACGUUAAACUGGAGAAACUGGACAUCAUGAUCCGCCUGGCUUCCCAGGCCAACAUUGCUCAGGUGCUUGCUGAACUGAAGGAGUACGCGACAGAAGUGGAUGUGGACUUUGUGAGGAAGGCAGUCCGAGCCAUUGGCCGCUGUGCCAUCAAGGUUGAGCAAUCAGCAGAGCGCUGCGUCAGCACGCUGCUCGACCUCAUCCAGACCAAAGUCAACUAUGUGGUGCAAGAAGCCAUUGUGGUCAUUAAGGACAUCUUCCGCAAGUACCCCAACAAGUACGAGAGCGUGAUUGCCACCCUGUGUGAGAAUCUGGACUCUCUUGACGAGCCUGAGGCCCGGGCUGCCAUGAUUUGGAUUGUGGGAGAAUACGCGGAGCGAAUUGACAACGCGGAUGAGCUGCUGGAGAGCUUUCUGGAGGGCUUCCAUGAUGAGAGCACCCAGGUCCAGCUGCAGCUGCUGACUGCCAUUGUGAAGCUCUUCCUAAAGAAGCCCACUGAGACCCAGGAGCUGGUGCAGCAGGUGCUGAGCCUGGCUACUCAGGACUCUGAUAAUCCGGACCUGCGGGACCGUGGCUACAUCUACUGGCGUCUGCUCUCCACUGAUCCUGUAGCUGCCAAGGAAGUGGUGCUUGCGGAGAAGCCCCUCAUCUCCGAGGAGACGGACCUGAUUGAGCCGACCCUGCUGGAUGAGCUGAUCUGUUACAUUGGCACGCUGGCCUCUGUCUAUCAUAAGCCUCCCAGUGCCUUCGUGGAGGGGAGCAGAGGCAUUGUGCAUAAGAGCUUGCCUCCGCGGACAGGGUCGAGCGAAAGUGCAGAGAGCCCUGACGCAGCCCCAUCAGGAGCCCCACCUUCAGAGCAACCAGCUGUCAUCCCAACUCAGGGUGACCUCCUUGGUGACCUCCUGAACCUUGACCUGGGCCCCCCAGUGAGCGGACCUCCUGUUGCUACAUCCUCUGUGCAGAUGGGGGCUGUGGAUCUUCUUGGAGGUGGCUUGGACAGCUUGAUGGGGGAUGAGUCUGAAGGGAUGGGUGGCACCGGCUUUACAGCUCCCAGCGCAGUGAUGCCUGCAAACCUCGGGCCACCCCCCAGUGGUGGCUUGGGAGACCUCUUUGAUCUGGCCGGUGGAGUGGGCACACUGUCAGGAUCCCACGUAGCACCCAAAACAGUCUGGCUCCCAGCCAUGAAGGCCAAGGGCCUGGAGAUUUCUGGCACGUUCAGCCGCCAGGUGGGCGCCAUCUCCAUGGAUCUCUUACUAACUAACAAGGCCUUGCAGGUCAUGUCUGACUUUGCCAUCCAGUUCAACCGUAACAGCUUCGGCCUGGCGCCAGCUGCUCCUCUUCAGAUCCAUGCCCCUCUUGCUCCCAACCAGACUGUGGAGAUCUCCCUCCCUCUGAACACAGUUGGCUCUGUCAUGAAGAUGGAUCCUCUUAACAACCUCCAGGUUGCAGUGAAGAACAACAUUGAUGUGUUCUACUUCAGCACCUUGUACCCACUGCACAUCCUCUUUGUGGAAGAUGGGAAGAUGGAGCGGCAGAUGUUCCUGGCCACCUGGAAGGACAUUCCAAAUGAGAAUGAAGCCCAGUUCCAGAUCAAAGAUUGUCCUCUCAGUGCAGAUGCUGUUAGCAGCAAGCUUCAAGGCAGCAACAUCUUCACCGUAGCCAAGAGGAACGUAGAGGGCCAAGACAUGCUGUACCAGUCUCUCAAACUGACCAAUGGGAUCUGGGUCCUGGCAGAGCUACGAAUCCAACCCGGCAGUCCCAGUUUCACGGAUUUGGAGCUGUCUCUGAAGUGCCGAGCGCCCGAGGUAUCCCAGUAUGUUUACCAAGCAUAUGAAACCAUUCUGAAGAACUGAGGCACCCACCUCAUCCUUCUCUC